This is a messenger RNA of Chrysoperla carnea, 1536 nucleotides long. Its product is annotated as LIM and SH3 domain protein Lasp. The transcript is spliced from 6 exons. The record is from RefSeq and is a predicted model, not a curated record. Lineage: Eukaryota; Metazoa; Arthropoda; Insecta; Neuroptera; Chrysopidae. The coding region runs from base 88 to 1419 and encodes 443 amino acids. Gene Ontology annotation, cellular component: focal adhesion. Gene Ontology annotation, molecular function: actin filament binding.
AUUUUCACAAAUAAAAAUUAAACAAGUGCAUGUGUUUGAUAUAAAAUUUUGUAUAAUUCAUGUUUUAAGUGAUAAGUACUCAACAAAAUGAGUAAAUCUUGUGCGCGAUGUGAAAAAACUGUGUAUCCUAUUGAAGAAUUAAAAUGUCUUGAUAAAAUAUGGCAUAAAGGUUGUUUCAAAUGUCAAGGAUGUGGUAUGACCUUAAAUAUGCGUACGUACAAAGGUUUCAACAAACAACCUUAUUGCGAAGCGCAUAUUCCAAAAGUAAAAGCAACGACAAUGGCUGAAACACCUGAAUUAAAACGAAUCGCUGAAAAUACAAAAAUUCAAUCAAACGUUAAAUAUCAUGCAGAUUUCGAAAAAAGUAAAGGCAAAUUUACACAAGUAGCUGAUGAUCCAGAAACAUUAAGAAUAAAACAGAAUAGUAAAAUUAUUAGCAAUGUUGCAUAUCAUGGUGAUUUAGAAAAGAAAGCCGCUAUGGAACAAAAAAGAACGCUUAAUGAAAAUGGUGAUUAUGUUGAUGUACCCGAGGAAAUAAAUACUCAUAUAAACAAACCUCAACAUCAUCAAACCUCACAUGCUCCCUCUUCAUUACAUCAUGCUCAACCCCAAUCUCAAUCCCAUCAUCAUAACUCACAUGUGGCCACAUCUCAAACACCCAUAACAAAUAAUCAACAUCAUCAGCAACAUCAGCAUCAGCAUCAACAUCAACAAGUCAAUAAUCACCAUCAAACAAGUCAUUAUCAAACACCAACCAAUAUGAAUAAUCCUUCAGCGGUCUUUGUACAACAUGAACAAUCAACAAUUGCAAAUCAACAAGGUGGUUAUGCUAGCAAUGUACCUACGUCUAGUUAUCAUCACGGUUAUCCACCUGGUGCACAGACACCGACACAUGGUGGCCAUCAUCAUGCUGGUCAUGGUGGUAUUGGUAAGAUUAGUGAUUAUGAUCCGUUAACUGAUCAGCCAAGAAAUUCACCGUAUUCAGCUAGACAAAGUUCAACGGUUAUUUAUACGUCGAAUCAAGGUGCAGUAACGAAUCCACCACAAAGAAGAAUUGGUUCUGUCUCAGAUUUAGAUCCUGUAAAUGAUGUGUACGGUUCUUUAAGCAACGAUUAUCGAGGUGGGAAUGCGAAUCAUCAUCAACAACAAUAUACAAACAAUCAUCAUAGUAACGUGGUACAACAAAAUACACAACAACCUCCGCCACCAUCUACACAAAAUGCAAACAAUUUAACUGGGCGUGUGUAUCGAGCUUUAUACGAUUAUGAAGCACAAGAUGCUGAUGAAGUGUCAUUUUUAGAUGGUGAUUUAAUUGUACAAGCAGCUAGUGUUGAUGCUGGUUGGAUGACUGGUACUGUACAACGUACAGGACGUACGGGAAUGUUACCAGCAAAUUAUGUUGAACGUGUUGUUAUUUAAAAAAAAAAAUACAUAAAAACUAACAAAAAAAAAUUAAUUUUUUAAUCGAGAUUAAUCAAAUGCCUUUUUCAAAGCUAUUAAAUAUAUAUUAAUGACACCCCCAUCAAUUAAUCAUUU